AUGCGGCUGUUACUGGUCCUAUUCAUAUUGUUAAAUGGAACGGCAAGUUUAUAUGUUCAAAAAACAAUUGAAACAAAUUAUCCGAAAACCUUAAUGUUCACCGAUUUGAUGAAUAAGAAAAAAUCACCAAUAUUAGGACUGAGGCAAGAGACGCUAUUAAAUAGUCGAAUCGAUAGUGGCUUUGCCUUUCCAAAUAUUGAUAAAUUAUUAACCACCUUAAAGAUACCCGGAUACAACGUGUAUCUUUUAAAUUUCAAAAACUUCAAUACAAAGGAAACAAGACGAUACAGCGAAAAUAGCAACAUGAUGACUCAUUUAGAAAAUGAACUUGAAACUAAAAAGACAAAUUAUAACGCAUUUGUAAAUGAAAAAAAUAUCAAAAUUAUCAGGAAUAAUCUAACAGAGGUGCGUAAUGAAAACUAUGAUCCCUACCAAAGCUCGAUUAAUACUGAUUGUGAUGGAGGAGAUUCUUUGAACAUAGGGAAAUGCAUCGAACAAGCAACAACAACUGCAAGUGACAUUUUGAAUGAUACUACAACAAAUAGCGACUUUUUAAACGAGAACUCUACGACGACGUCAAGUUAUGAUGAUGAGACGGAUUAUGGCAGUUUAGCAGACAGAAUCGGUAUUUCCCCGGAACUACUGGCCUCAAUGGUAGGA
This is a messenger RNA of Iphiclides podalirius (scarce swallowtail), 660 nucleotides long. Lineage: Eukaryota; Metazoa; Arthropoda; Insecta; Lepidoptera; Papilionidae. The record is from the annotation of a GenBank genome assembly.